Molecule: messenger RNA, 477 nt
Organism: Miscanthus lutarioriparius
Lineage: Eukaryota; Viridiplantae; Streptophyta; Magnoliopsida; Poales; Poaceae
Source: the annotation of a GenBank genome assembly
AUGCCGACUGGUAGGCUGAGCGGCAACAUCACCCAGGACUGGGAGCCGGUGGUUCUGCGCCGGACGAAGCCGAAGGCGGCCGACCUCAAGUCGGCGAAGGCGGUGAACCAGGCGCUGCGAUCGGGCGCGGCCGUGGAGACGGUGCGGAAGUCGGCGGCGGGCACGAACAAGCACUCCUCCGCGUCCGCGGCGGCGGCAGCGCCCGCCGCGCGUAAGCUGGACGAGACGACGGAGCCGGCGGCGGUGGAGCGGGUGGCGGCGGAGGUGCGCGCGGCGAUCCAGAAGGCGCGCGUGGCCAAAGGGUGGAGCCAGGCGGAGCUGGCGAAGCGCAUCAACGAGCGCGCGCAGGUGGUGCAGGAGUACGAGAGCGGGAAGGCGGCGCCGGCCCAGGCCGUGCUCGCCAAGAUGGAGCGCGCCCUCGAGGUCAAGCUCCGCGGGAAGGGCGUCGGCGCGCCCCUGGCGGCCGGCGGCAAGUGA